Messenger RNA from Cynara cardunculus var. scolymus (artichoke), 2121 nucleotides. RefSeq names its product protein NPGR2-like. Bases 1 to 2121 code for a protein of 706 amino acids. The record is from RefSeq and is a predicted model, not a curated record. Gene Ontology annotation, molecular function: protein binding. The transcript is spliced from 5 exons. Lineage: Eukaryota; Viridiplantae; Streptophyta; Magnoliopsida; Asterales; Asteraceae.
AUGCAAUUUCAACUAAAAAGUGAGAUCGAGAUGAUCCCUUCAUCAGAUUCACAAGUUACACAAUAUUAUUCAGCAAAUGCCUAUUCUUCUCAAGUCUCCGGUGAGGAUGAUACAAAGCCAGAUGCUAGUACUAUUGAAGAAGCAGAAUCAUCUCUUCGCGAUAGUGAUUCUUUGAAUAAUGAGGAAGCAAGAGUAUUGCUAGGAAGAUAUGAAUAUCAAAAGGGGAACAUAGAAGCCGCUCUUCGUGUGUUUGAAGGGAUAGAUAUAGCUGCUGCUACUCCAAAGAUGAAAAUUAGCCUUAGUGAAAUAGGGAAACCUCAUAUAAGACGUUCGUAUAAUUAUGCUGCUCCACCAUUCUCUAUAAACACCGUCAGUUUACUCCUUGAAGCAGCUUAUUUGAAAGCAAAAUCAUUGCAGAACUUUGGGAGGUAUAAAGAAGCUGCUGACUCGUGCAAAGUUAUUCUAGACAUUAUCGAAUCAUCUUUUCCAGUAGGCUUUCCUGAACACCUUGGUGCCGAUCAUAAAUUGCACGAGACUCUAAGUAACACAAUCAAGUUGCUUCCAGAAUUAUGGCAACUUGCCGAUUUGCACCAGGAAGCAAUCUUGGCGUUCCGGAGAAUCCUACUCCAUCGAUGGAAUAUGGACAAAGAAACAAUGGCAGAUAUCCAAAAGGAGUUUGCCAUUUUUCUUCUCUACAGUGGAGGAGAAGAAGGUAAUCCUCCUAAUCUCCGGAUGCAAAUGGAAGGUUCGUUCAUACCCAGAAAUAACAUAGAAGAAGCUAUUCUACUUCUAAUGAUUCUGCUAAGAAAAGUUUCUUUAAAGAAAAUCAAGUGGGACCCGUCUAUUUUAGAUCAUCUUUCUUUUGCGUUAUCCAUUUCUGGUGGACUCAGGUCGUUGGGUAAACAACUGGAGGAAUUGCUUCCGGGGAUUAUUGACAACAAUGAAAGGUGCUUGCUUUUAGCUUUAUGUUAUUAUGGAGAAGGAGACAAUUUAUCCGCUUUGAAUUUGCUUAGAAAUAUAUAUGAAAACAACAACCCGAAUAUUGGGUUCGCUUUAUUACUGGCUUCAAAGAUUUAUGAGGAAAACUCGAAUUCUAAAGAAGGAAUAAGUACUGCAAAAAGAGCUAUUCAUGCAUUUAAAGAUAGAUGUGAUGAAAUGGUUGGUGUUGCAUAUUCUUCUUUAGGUGUUUCGCUUUCUGCCAAUUCUAGAUCAGCCGUGACUGAUUCUGAACGAGUUACGCAACAAUCUGAGGCACUCGAGUCAUUAGAAACAGCGGGGAGGUUAACGAGAAUGAAUGACUCUAGAAUUCUUUACCAUCUGAGUUUAGAAAACGCAGAGCAGAGGAAGUUGGAUGUUGCUCUUGGUUAUGCGAAGCGUUUGCUUGUUUUGGAAGGUGGGUCCCACCUCAACGGGUGGAUGCUAUUGGCUAGAAUCUUGUCUGCCCAGAAACAGUUCAGAGAUGGUGAGAUUAUUAUUAAUGCUGCUUUGGAUCAGUCUGGGAAAUGGGAUCAGGGUGAACUGCUGAGAACUAAAGCUAAGCUUCAACUUGCACAGAAACAAGUGAAGCAUGCCAUUCAGACAUACACUCAGCUUCUCGCAGUUCUUCAUGUUCAGCAUAAAAGUUUUGGAUUUCAGAAGAAGAAUCUCGAGGUUGGUGAGAUACAUCAUCGAAGUUUAGAAAUAGAAACGUGGAAUGAUCUUGCAACGAUAUAUAUAAGCUUAUCUCAGUGGCACGAUGCUGAGGCCUGUCUGUUAAAAUCCAAGGCUAUCAGUAACUACUCGGCUUCUACACGACAUACCAAUGGUUUGCUUUGCGAAGCAAAGGGUCUCCAUAAACAAGCUCUAAAAGCUAAUAAACACGCGUUAGACGUGGACCCUGGUCAUGUGCAGAGUCUCGUUUCUAUAGCCGUUGUCUUCAGGAAGCUUGGUGGACAGUCUGGAGCUGUGGCUCGAAGCUUCUUGAACGAAGCAUUACGUGUCAACAGGAUGAGCUCAUCGGCUUGGUAUAAUCUCGGCUUGAUUCUAAAAGACGAGGGCCCGAUGUUUCUAAGGGAAGCUGCUGACUGUUUUGAGGCUGCUACCGUACUAAAAGAAACAGAACCUAUCGAGCCUUUCAGAUAG